Messenger RNA from Solea senegalensis (Senegalese sole), 4382 nucleotides. It is a transcript of the gene dctn1a, whose product is annotated as dynactin 1a. The coding region runs from base 163 to 3951 and encodes 1262 amino acids. The transcript is spliced from 31 exons. Gene Ontology annotation, cellular component: microtubule associated complex; spindle pole; kinetochore. NCBI's taxonomy places the organism in Eukaryota, Metazoa, Chordata, Actinopteri, Pleuronectiformes, Soleidae. Gene Ontology annotation, biological process: establishment of mitotic spindle orientation; nuclear migration. The record is from RefSeq and is a predicted model, not a curated record.
UCACCGGAAGUGACUUGUCAAAAACGGAAUAAGCCAGUGAAGCUAGGUAGCCCAAAAAUAACAACAGAAAAUUAGUGUUUGUCUACAUGAACACCUCAGGGAUUUGUACUUAAAGACAAUAGUCUCUGUAUAUGCCAGCUGACCAGCCCACUGAUCAGCAAAAUGAGCAGUGCAGGAACAGUGGAGAGUGGUAAACCUCCAAAAAUUGGUUCUAUAGUAGAGGUGACGGGGAAGGGUCAGCGUGGCACUGUUGCCUACAUUGGAGCCACACUCUUUGCCUCUGGGAAAUGGGUGGGUGUCAUACUAGAUGAACCUAAAGGCAAAAAUGAUGGCACCGUGCAGGGAAAACGCUACUUCAACUGUCAGGAAAAUCAUGGGAUAUUUGUCAGACAAUCACAGAUUCAAGUGGUGGAAGAAGGCUCAAGUGCCACCUCACCAGAUAUUCCUGAGUCUGGCGCUGCCAAGACACUCAGACUAAGAGACAUUCCAGAGACUCCUAAAACUUCCAAGCAGACCCCAUUGACUAUUAAGAAGUGGAACACACCACGCCUUGCACCUGCCACCUCCCUCCCCUCCCUCUUGGUGCGUCCCUCCGGCCGCUACAGCCUGCCAAUGACGGCAUCUCGAGAGAGCCUGUCGUCCUCUCUGUCUGAUGUCAGUGAGGUGAGCCUGUCCUCCCACCAGGGUGCACUGGGAGCUCCCAUCAUGCCGCAGCCCAGUGGGUCAUCUGUGGCAGCCACAGUCCCAGCUACUCCCAGUAAGGAGGAACCUGCCAUUUCCAAACAGGAGGAGGAAUCACUGCGAGCUCAGGUCAAAGACCUGGAGGAGAAAUUGGAGACACUGAAGAUGAAGCGGACAGAGGACAAAGCCAAACUAAAGGAGCUUGAAAAACACAAAAUUCAGCUGGAGCAGCUUCAGGAAUGGAAGAACAAAAUGCAGGAACAGCAGACUGAGCUGCAGAAACAACUGAAAGAAGCCAAGAAGGAAGCCCGUGAAGCACAGGAGGCCAAGGACCGCUACAUGGAAGAAAUGUCGGACACAGCAGAUGCAAUUGAGAUGGCAACACUGGACAAAGAGAUGGCUGAGGAGCGAGCAGAGUCGUUGCAAGUCGAGGUGGAAACACUGAAAGAGAAAGUGGAGGAGCUUUCUAUGGACCUGGAGAUCCUUAGACAUGAGAUUUCAGAGAAAGGCUCAGAUGGAGCUGCCUCAAGCUACCAUGUCAAACAGCUGGAGGAGCAGAACAGUAGACUGAAGGAGGCACUAGUCAGGAUGCGGGACCUGUCUGCUUCAGAGAAACAGGAACAUGUGAAGCUACAGAAGCAGAUGGAGAAGAAGAACACAGAGCUGGAGACUCUCAGGACUCAGAAGGAAAAACUGCAGGAUGAAGUCAAGCAGGCAGAGGCCACUAUUGAUGAACUGAAAGAGCAGGUGGAUGCUGCUCUGGGUUCAGAGGAGAUGGUGGAGACGCUGACAGAGAGGAACCUUGACUUGGAAGAGAAAGUCAGAGAGCUGAGAGAAACAGUCACAGAUUUGGAGGCGAUCAAUGAGAUGAACGAUGAGCUGCAGGAGAACGCCAGGGAGACUGAAAUGGAGUUGAGAGAACAGGUGGACAUGAGCAGUGCAAAGGUCAGGGAGGCUGAGAAGAGAGUUGAGGCUGCUCAAGAGACUGUUGCUGAUUACCAGCAGACGAUCAACAAAUACAGAGAGCUCACCACCGGGCUGCAGGAUGCUAAUAGGGAGCUGAUCAGUCAGCAGAAUGCCAAUGCUGAACAAGUUCAGCAACCACCUGCAGAACUAUUUGACUUUAAGAUCAAAUUUGCAGAGACCAAGGCCUACGCCAAGGCCAUUGAGAUGGAGCUGAGGAAAAUGGAAGUGGUUCAGUCCAGCAGACAGGUUUCCCUCCUCACCUCCUUCAUGCCAGACUCCUUUCUCCGUCAUGGUGGAGAUCAUGACUGCAUUCUGGUUCUUCUUCUCAUCCCCAGGCUCAUCUGCAAGGCUGAUCUCAUCAGUAAACAAGCCCAAGAGAAGUUUGACUUGAAUGGGAACCUGGUGCAGGGGACAGCGUUGAGAGGUCCUCCAGGAGAACAGCGCAGUUUUGCUGCAGGACUGGUGUACUCCCUCAAUUUGCUGCAGGCUACGCUGCACAAAUAUGAACAGGCUCUAAAUACCUGCAGUGUAGAGGUUUUUAAGCGCAUGGGUACACUUUACUCUGAAAUGACCUUCCAUGAGCGCUCCCUGGAUUAUUUCAUUGAUCUGCUGUAUAAAGACCAGCUGGAUGAGACUGUUCAGGUGGAGCCCCUGACUAAAGCUAUCAAGUACUAUCAGCAACUGUACAGUGUCCAUCUGGCAGAUCAUACUGAGGACUGCACAGUGCAGCUGGCUGAUCAUAUCAAAUUUACCCAGAGCGCCCUGGACUGUAUGGGAGUGGAAGUUGCUCGUCUGCGGGCUUUCCUGGCGGCGGGUCAGGAGAGCUCCAACCUUGCCGUGCUUCUGAAGGACCUGGACACUUCCUGCUCUGACAUCAGACAGUUCUGCAAGAAGAUACGCCGUCGCAUGCCUGGAACAGAUGUGGUUGGAGUUCCUGCUGCUCUCAAUUAUGGACCAGAGGUGUCAGAGACGCUGACAGAGAGCAGACGCCAGCUGACCCGUGUGGUGGCCGUGCUGCAGGAAGUGGCAGCAGCUGGGGCUCAGAUGGCUGCUCCGCUGCCAGAACAGGAAGGUCUCAAUGCUCUCAAAAUGGAUGAUAUCACCUUCAAGGCUGUGGAGCAGGUUUAUGGCUCCCAUGGGCAGAGUGACCCAGAAUGUCUGCGUCAGUCCUGCAGUUCUGUUAUAGCUACCAUGAACAAGAUGGCUACUGCCAUGCAAGAAGGAGAGUAUGAUGGUGACAAACCUCAGUCCAAGACCACCCCUGUUGAGAUGAGAGCAGCCACCGUCAGGGCCGAGAUGACGGAUGCUGAGGGUCUAGGAGUUAAACUAGAAGACAGAGAGACUGUAAUUAAGGAGCUCAAGAAGUCUCUCAAGAUCAAGGGUGAGGAGCUGAGUGAAGCCAACGUUCGUCUGAGUCUGCUGGAGAAGAAGCUGGACACCUCCACCAAAGAUGCAGAUGAAAGAGUGGAGAAGAUUCAGACCAAACUCAACGAGAAUCUCGCCCUGUUGAAGAAAAAAGAAAAGGAAUUUGAGGAAACAAUGGAUGCCCUGCAGGCUGAUAUCGACCAGCUGGAGGCAGAGAAGGCAGAGCUGAAACAACGCAUCACGAACCAAUCAAAGAUGACCAUCGAAGGCCUGAGAGGGUCACCUGCCUCUGGAAUUGCCUCACUUGUUCAGGGUGUAGGAGGUGUUCCUCCAUCCAUAACCGGGCCAAUGGAAGUGGUGGACUCUCCUCUCCUCAGACAGCAGGUUGAGGUUCAGAGACUGGGCAUUAAAUGCCUCAAGAAUGAAAACAACAGACUCAAGGCAGAGAAGAUGAGAGCCCAGCUGGCCUCUCUGCCUCCACUCUGCCCCUCCAAACUGCCACAAGUGUCCAAAGAAAGUUCUAUGCCUCCAGAGGGUCUGAACACUGGCAUCUAUCGUAGAACUGACCAACUGCUGGCGACACUGCUAAAGCUCAGUGCAGAGUUUAAGGUGGUGGACAUCACUGGGAAAACAGCAGUUAGUGCCAGUGCCCAGAUGCUGGAGCAGACAGCUCGGCUGCAGAACCUCAGUGAUGCUCUGGACAAACUCAAGGGAGAAGUAGCUGAACAUGUAGUUUCAUAUCAGCCUGGAGCAAAGGCUUCCUCUGACUUUGCCACCUUCCCAGUCUCCUCCUUUGUUAAGGCUAAGCAAGAGAAGCAAGGAAAAACAGUGUUUGUAGGUCGUGUUUCAGUUCCAUGUGCACGUGGACAGGAACAGGUCCACCGUCUCGUCCUAUCACAGCAGCAGCUGCAGCAAGUGCACUCCCUCCUUAUGGCAUAAGGACACACCAUGGAUCUUCAGCCAAGACUGAUGCCACAUCAAGAAAAACUUGUUUUUUUCAUUCCAGCUUCCAUUCAACAACUUUCUGUAAUUUUCCUCUUUGCUUUUCACUUCACUUCUCUCAGGAAACUGUAUCCUACAUUUCCAAAGUUAACACAGCACUAAUAAAACUAAGUAUGUAAAACCUACUGGUGUUUAAUUUGGAUGACUCCAAAGUGGAUUUGACUUUUGUAUACACCAGUUUUGCCAACUAUUUGUGGAAAUGGAAAACUAUGUAGUCAUUUAUACUGUACUUGCACCUCUUUAGUUUCUUCUUUGUAUGUUUUGUAUUUGUAGUAAUUAAAAGAUGUCACACCAAGAGCCGGAGCUUGGUGUAGUAAUGUAUUCGUAGCAAUUCAGACAAUAAAGCAAUUUAAAAACAAGAAACCCAA